GCAGAUAGCGAGCCACCGCGCCGAGGUCGGCGGCGGUAGCUGAGGGUGUCCCCGACCCCCGGCAGUGCCGCGCCGACCCGGUCACCGACAGCACGUGUUUUGGCGAGGGAGCGACUCUUGCGCCGUCGACCACGCGGCGACCGGCACUCAGCGCGAGCGGCGAGACUGGGACACGAGGCAGACGAGAAGCCUGUUGGGAGUGACGAAGAACUGGAGAGGAGGGUGCGGCGAGGCGAGAGCACGCCAGGUUCGGAUGGAGUAGUGAGGACUGGUCUGCAGUCAAACAGGUCGCCACCAUGGGGGUGGGCUGCAGCCGAUGCUGUUCCGACAGCCGGCACAGCUCCCUGGCGCCGUCCACCAUCCCUUCCCAGCGGCCGUCGGGCAACGGCUCGGCAGGCAGCGGCGCGUCCUCCUACGAACAGGAGCGCGAGGAGGCGCUCCGCCUACUGCGGGACGAGUUCAAACGGCGGCCCACCGUGUUCCUCAUCAGCCAGAUUCUGAUGUCGGUGCAGUUCUUCAAGAACUUUAACAGGGACAAGUUGAGGAUAUUGCAGCUAAAGGAGGAAAAAGAAGAAGAGCUAAACAGGGCCUUGCAGAAAGACAAAAAAUCGGCCGCCUAUCUAGGAUCUCCCUAUGAGGUGAUUGGGGAGGUAAUGGCGUACUGUCGCAGGGACGGUGACGAGCCGUGUCUGGGACACGACCUCGAAUACCUCAUCAUGCACGACUCGAUCGCCGUGAGAACGCCGUCGGAUGAGCUCAGUCCUGAGGAAGAGGCUAGGACAUACCAGUUCAUCAUGCAGCGCUGCAGGAGUGAGGGCUACACCCGACUCCGUCAGACGGGUCGGAUCCCGGCACCGACCAUCCACCGGUCGCGCCUCUCCGAUAUAAAGAGCCGCGAGUGGUCGCACCAGUCGCCGCUAAAAGAGUCUGAGACGGAGCCGGGCGCCAAGGACCGGACGUCAUCGGGUAGCGCCGCCAGCCCGGAGCGCACCCCUGACGCCGAAGCCGCCCCACCAGCGAAAGAACGGCAGGGUGCGGCAGUCGAGAAAUCUGGAGCGAAUGCCACCCCUGUAGGGAGCCCCAGCGGCUCCACUGACCGGGAAGGCAAGGCCAAGAGCGCGGCUGGCGCAGCCAAAGAGGCGGCGUUAGGUGAUCGACGACGCUCCCGCGGAGCCGACUCGUCUGGUGACGACUCCGAGGGUACCUCAUCCAGCAGCUUAGCCAGCGCCGCGGGAAAGAGACAGGUUGUUGCUGAGCCGAGCGCAAACCAUCAAGGCGAGGGACAAAAGUUCCUGGAAAACCUGAAGAGAAGAAUGAACGGAGAUAUGAAAGCUCGGGUCAACCUCAGUGACGAAGAGCCGAGUGACGAGGCUGAAAACAGCGCUGCACAAAAACCGACGCUCACUAUCACAGACGAAAGUGGCGCAGAUCGCAAAAUGUCCUCGGAGCCUGAGUUGACAUCAGCCGCGCCCCAGCAGGGGGACAAGUCCCAAGGAGCCGCUGGCCACCCUGCGCAAAACGGACCGGAGCCGGCUGAUGGUUCCCUUGCGAGCGGCAGUCAUAUGACGAGCCACACCGCACCCUAUGGCCAGCCCUUCCCGGGUCAGGGAGCACCCAUGCCGGGACAAAGGGCUCUUAAAGAUCCCAACGCCCAUUUCCCGGGCCACGUGCCACCACACGUUCCUUUCGGCCACUUCCCUCCACCGAUGGGUGGAGCCGUACCUUAUCAUAUGCACGGAGUCAUGCCGGGAUACCCUCAGCCAACUCCAGAGAACCCUUUACCAUUAAUGAUGCACCCGGCCGCGCCGCACUUCGCGCAGUUCCAGCCGGGGAUGAGCCCCUACCAGCAGUUUGUCGGGCCCUACCCGAUGGCCUCACCGCCUGUCGGCUGGUCUCCGGAGCAGAUGAUGCUGGGCAGCCAGCAGCCCUACAUGCCGGGAGUACCGCUCGCCAACCAAAACCCGGCCGUCGGCUUCGGUAUGCCCGGCAUGCCAGGCCAGCCGGUGCCUCCUGGCUACCUUGGCGCAGGCCAUCCCUACAUGCAUCCGGCACCUAUGUCCGCGGGACAUCACCUAAAUACUAUCUCCGAGGGCCGAGCCAACACCAAGCCGCGACGGGCGGCCGCCGAGGCGAAGCGACACACAUCCGAUGUCAGUUCUAGCCACUUGAUGCCGCCAUCACAACACCACGGUAGGCGAAAGUCGCGCUCCAAGUCGAACGCCAGUCUGCUGGCGCCGGUCGACAGCCGUCGCCAGUCUACCUCCAGCAGCACGAGCCGGCUCUCGUUCCUCGACUCCACCACCACCGACGAAGAGGGCGACACGCCCGGUCUCGUGCCCCAUCACUGCUUCAGGAAGUUGCGGAUGCGCGUCGACACCGGCGACGACGAUGACGAAGAUGUGUGGCACGAGCCCCACUACGUAACGCACCGCUUCCUCUCGUCAGAGCGCUUCCUCGGGGUGUUCGCCGACCGGUUCGGCGAGCUGGUUCAGCUGAUGGCACGCGACGCGUGGCUGCAGCACGGCGGCCGUGGCCUUCUCAACGGUGCGGUAGUCCAGUGUCGCGAGGUGCUUCCCUCUGGCCUGCGCACAACGGCGCGCAUCACCGCCACACUGCAGGUCUCCAGCUGGCCGUCUGAGCACGCCUUCGAGUGGGCACUGCGCAAGCGAACCGAGCUGAUCGACGCACGCAACCAGUGGCGCUUCGUGUGGCCGCCGCAGCGAGUGGUGCAAAACGUCCUCCAAGAAGUUGGCUGCAACCUCGUGCCGCUGGCCAGCCAGAAGGGCCGCGCCGCCGAGCUCGAGUGGGAGAUCGCCUUCCAGCAGGCAGAGAUCAAGCUGAUCAGCUCGCUCGGCCUGGUGCACGUGCACUGCUGGGCGGCGGCCAAGCUGUUCUUCACGCACUUCCUGUCCGAGUUUGGCUGCCUGCAGGAGCGCCACAUCCGCCAUCUCAUGUUCUGGCAGUUCGAGAACAACUUCCGCGACUGGCGUCUGGAGGGACUGGGCGCCACGUUUGUCGGCCUGCUCAGUGCGCUGAAGGAGAGUGUGCGCGAACGCCGCCUCGAGCACUACUUCAUCCGCAAGCGCAACCUUCUGCAGAACGAGAGCACUGGGGACCUGGUGAGUGCUCAGGAGAAGAUACAGCGGGUGAUGGAGAACCUCCUACCGAACAUCAUCAUCCUGAUGAGCCGCCUGCAAAUCAGGAACAAGGCGUUCCCGACCCUCGACUGGCAGAACCUCUACGACACGCUUCGCAUGUCAACUACAGACAUCAUGAAGAAAUUGAUUCCGGAGCUGAGCAUCUCACCGGAUGGAGAACUGGGCAAUCACCGCGACUCGCUCGCGUUUAACCCAGCACAGCAUGUCGACGAUGAGGAGGAGGAUGGAUGGAUCAUCAGCCGCCGCCAGCAGAUGGAAGAACGCUACCGCCAAUGGCAGCGAGAACAACAAAAGCUCAAGAACAAAAAUCGGCGGGAGAGAAGGAACAGGGCACAAGCAGCGCCAGGUAAGCCCUUGCCAGAGUUUGCUGGACCCCGUGACAAGCUCUACACGUUGGGCGAUGGCUUCCAGCCUCGUGUCGAGAUGGUGCUCAGUCUCUUCAUCCGGCACUUCAACGCCAUGGCCGAGAGACUCAUUGAGCACGAGAGCAUCUAUACGGCGCUGGCGUACAUCGACCACAGUCUGAACCUGUGCACCUUGCUCAGCGAAGAGGGCGGCGCCACCGAGACUGCCGAAGAGCUCCGCGAGAAGGUGCUGGAGCUCCAGGCGGCGGCGAUUGCUAAGCUUCCUGCACCCAGCGAGAGUGUCCCCCAAAUCGACCCUGACCUCCUGCAGAUGGCUUCUGGAAGUGGACGAGCUUCCCAAGAUCAUAGCAACUGGACCGUCGGUCCAGAGAAGGGUCCUGCCGCGCGGCGCGACUUCAAUCGGGAGGCGGCUACGGCUACCGCUGGCGACAUGGCCGAGUGGCAGGCGCAGGGCGGCGUGCGGCCAGAGACCGAGGGAGGCGACCAGGCCGAGCGAACCGGCAGCGGAAGCCUCUUCGACGGACCGGCGCUGUUCGGAGAGAUGCGCGUCAACCCGGCCUUCGUCGAGGACCAGCCGAAGGCGGAAGAGGACGGCGCAGAGUCUGACGAUGCCGAGGUAUCUAGGAGCGGGCUACGGACAUCUCGGGGAGAGGCUGAUGGGAGCGAGGACCUGGACGAGAGUCGGCGAGGAGCCGCCGUCGGCAGGAGCAGGAGCGGGUCACGAGGCAGCAGCGGUCAGGCGAUCGACGAAGGGGAAGAGGAAGACGAAGACGACGAGGAGGGGGGCGAUGAGGAUGAGAAAAGCGGAACUGAAAACGACGAAUCGACAGAUGAGGAUGAUGAUGCCGAGGACAGCGAGGACACAAAAAUGUAAGUGGGCCAGACUUGCCACUGUUUUCGGCAGUGAAAGUGAUGCAUCACAUCCAUCUCUAGUGGUUUUGGAUGAUUCCCCUGCCUUGUGUUCGGACCGAAAGCGCGAACACUGAGCUACUGUCGCCGACCUUGCUCAAGUCAGCGUCGCGCUGAUAAGCUGUAACAAACCGAUCAAAAGAGCUUUCCGCGCCCAUGACGGGCAAUCCGUAUCAGUCACACACGGACAGUAGCAUGGCAUGCCAAGGAUAGUGUGGUCGCGUCGGUGAGAUGAAAUAUCACCCACAUAGGGCCACGGCAGGCUUUCGCCCAGUGGGAAGGCGAAACCCAGUGAUACUAACUCUUUAUUGGCGGCUAGUGCGACGGUCUGCCGACUUACUGGCUAGUGAAGCGUUCCACGUAUAUGUUUGUGCGAGUGGGUGAGGAGGGGUGACGAGGGGUGAGAAGGGGUGGCGAUUAGAACCGGUAGAAGGGUGACAGCACGAAGUGUCAGAGCUAGUGACUAGGUGCACUCUCGUUGAUCACUCCCCCGCAUGACCGGGGCUGGUGAGCAGCGGUGGACCCGGAUGUUCUUGGUGGUCGCCCAGGACGAUAGUCCAAUACUCAUCCCGCUUACCGAGCGCUGUGAUACGGUAUCUGGGCGAGGAUUUGGCCCGGACCGACCAUGUCGGCAAGGUUUUCGAGCACGUAGUGUGUGUGUGCACGGGCAGAGCGAAUGGCACCGACGAUUCCCCGGGCCACAUGCAGACCAGUGUUGCUCAAGGUGAAGCACUAUCACAGGAUUUGGGGCGGCUGGCCUGCUCCCCAAUCACGCCCAAAUAGAAGCGGUGCGAUAUGCUAUCCGUAUAUUUAUGUUACAAUGUUAUGCGUUCUACCAGUGGCGUAGGAACAAACAUGCAUUUGUAUAUAACGCAAUUAUUUAAAGUGAUGUUUACAAAAUAAAUGAACAAUGACAAACA
Amphibalanus amphitrite is the source of this 5352-nucleotide messenger RNA. RefSeq lists its product as uncharacterized. The transcript has 7 exons. The record is from RefSeq and is a predicted model, not a curated record. Bases 297 to 4397 code for a protein of 1366 amino acids. Lineage: Eukaryota; Metazoa; Arthropoda; Thecostraca; Balanomorpha; Balanidae.